AUGAAUUCGCUGACGUGGAUUCUGGCAGUGUUGUUCAUCACACCCGCCGCCUCCUAUUUUAUUCAUGUUGAUGCUAAUGAGGAGCAAUGUUUCUUCGAUCGGUUGACGUCCGGAACAAAAAUGGGAUUAAUGUUCGAAGUAGCUGAAGGAGGUUUCCUCGAUAUUGAUGUCAAGAUUACCGGUCCGGAUAACAAAGAGAUUUACAAGGGAGAACGCGAAUCAUCUGGAAAGUUUACAUUCGCGGCUCAUAUGGACGGUGUUUACACUUAUUGUUUUGGAAACAAAAUGAGCACGAUGACUCCAAAAGCCGUUAUGUUCACUGUUGAGAUCACUGAACCACAUCAACAAGCUCCAGGAGCUGCUGCUAACCAAGAUGCUGCUGACAAUGCUAAACUCGAAGAAAUGGUCCGUGAAUUGUCAUCCGCUCUGAUGUCGGUUAAACACGAGCAAGAAUACAUGGAGGUCAGAGAAAGAGUUCACAGAAACAUCAACGAAAACACCAACUCGCGUGUUGUGAUGUGGGCAGCUUUCGAAGCCUUUGUUCUUGUUGGAAUGACCGUUGGACAGAUUUUCUACUUGAAGCGAUUCUUUGAAGUUCGAACGAUGGUCUAA
Messenger RNA from Caenorhabditis remanei, 612 nucleotides. RefSeq lists its product as uncharacterized. Gene Ontology annotation, cellular component: Golgi apparatus; endoplasmic reticulum; endoplasmic reticulum-Golgi intermediate compartment. The record is from RefSeq and is a predicted model, not a curated record. The transcript is spliced from 4 exons. Lineage: Eukaryota; Metazoa; Nematoda; Chromadorea; Rhabditida; Rhabditidae. The coding region runs from base 1 to 612 and encodes 203 amino acids. Gene Ontology annotation, biological process: Golgi organization; endoplasmic reticulum to Golgi vesicle-mediated transport; intracellular protein transport.